CCCUGGUGUGCUCAUUCCCCAGAAGACUUCCGACUACCUGUGGGAGCAGCUGGAGGACAGAGGAGAUUCUAGUGCUGAGGAAGUGAUGGACAUGGCUGGACUGUUACAAGAAGCAAGCAAAUGCCCCAUCUGCUCAGCCUAUCUUGAAAAGCCAAUAUACCUGGAAUGUGAAUGCAUUUUCUGCCUUAACUGUAUCUAUUCACUGCAAAUGGAGCCACAUGGGGAGUAUUUAUUUUGCUAUUUGUGCCCCAUGAUCUCUCGGAAAAACAACCUCAGACCCUACUGGCAGCUGGGGAAGCUGGUUUCCAAGAUCAAGGAGCUGGAGCCCCAUCUGACAACUAUUCUACAGAUGAACCCAAGGAUGCAGAAGUUCCAAGUGGAUGUGACCUUGGAUGUUGACACAGCCAACAAGUUCCUCCUCAUUUCUGAUGAUCUCAGGAGUGUCCGUUGUGUGCGCAUCAAAAAGAGUCAGCAGGACCUUGCUGAGAGUUUGCAGUUGCCACUUUGUGUCCUGGGUUCCCCUCACUUCACUUCUGGCUGCCAUUACUGGCAGGUGGACGUGGGAAUGAGCACACAAUGGGACCUGGGAGUUUGUAAAGAAUCUGUUCACUGGAAAGGAAAGAUCCAACUGACCACAGAUCUUGGAUUCUGGACUGUGGGUCUGAGGGGUGGAGGCUACUUUUCUGCCAGCACGAUGCCUCAGACUGCCCUCUGCUCAGAUACCAAGCUACAGAGAUUAGGGAUUUUUCUGGAUAUGGAUAUGGGAAACAUUUCCUUUUUUGAUGUUGACAAUGGAUCCCACAUCUUUACAUUCACCAGAGUUUCUGUUGAGGAGCCACUGUGCCCAUUUUUUGCUCCUUCAGUUCCACCUAAUGAUGAUCAGGGUGUCAUUAGAAUCUGUCCUGUGAUGAGCCCAGGCCUUGCUGAUCCUCCAGCCCAUCCUGGGGAGCAUGAAUAUUCCCCCCCACAGCAAAAAACAUGCACAGAAAGUUACUUUGAUUAG
Molecule: messenger RNA, 1003 nt
Organism: Otolemur garnettii (small-eared galago)
Lineage: Eukaryota; Metazoa; Chordata; Mammalia; Primates; Galagidae
Product: ret finger protein-like 3
Exons: 3
Coding region: 86-1003 (305 amino acids)
Molecular function (GO): protein binding
Source: RefSeq, a predicted model, not a curated record